Hylaeus anthracinus is the source of this 2793-nucleotide messenger RNA. RefSeq names its product hippocampus abundant transcript 1 protein-like. The transcript is spliced from 8 exons. Gene Ontology annotation, molecular function: transmembrane transporter activity. The record is from RefSeq and is a predicted model, not a curated record. Gene Ontology annotation, biological process: transmembrane transport. Gene Ontology annotation, cellular component: membrane. The coding region runs from base 467 to 2083 and encodes 538 amino acids. Lineage: Eukaryota; Metazoa; Arthropoda; Insecta; Hymenoptera; Colletidae.
UACCUGGUAGUCCGUAGUAGUCUGCGGACAUGGUUAAAUGUGGUUUGUUGCAUUAUGUAGAUGCGAUCUAAGAACGAUUUAAAGUUAAAAUCCCCUUUGGUGUUUACGUGAAAGGUUAUCACUGAAAAAUGACUCGCACGGUGUUAUCGAAUUUUUAGGAAUCAAUGAAACUAAAAAAGCGAAAGAGUCUGUGUGCGCAGUGCGUGAAUAUGCCCGCCAAGGUCUCAAAGAAGGUCGUGGGCAUGAUCGUACGAAGCCGAAAGUUCAUUAUUAAGGAUGGGGACAUUACGGUACUGAAUAAUUCCGUUUAAUAUCUAUUAGAUUUUUAAGUUACAUCUUUAUCCUUUUAUGUGUUACCUCUGAUUUCGCAUUGGAAUAUUAUAUGGAUCUGAACAACUGAUAAAUGAAAAAUUAAUAGAAUCGUAAAUAUGGAAAGAAAUAUAUAUAGUAGCACUUCUUAGGGGUCAUGCCCCCCGGGGCAAAAGGUGGAGCAGAGGGCCUGGGCCCUUCCUGUUCUGAAAUUCACAACAGCCAAGAACAUGCUAUUGCUAAACUCACACCUCUUACAUUUACUCAGCAAUGCUACAGGCAUCUUAAGAGUUCUGGCAUUGGAGAGGCAAGUGUGUACCAUGCUCUGGUUGUAAUAUUUUUGGAAUUUUUUGCAUGGGGUUUAUUAACCAUGCCUGUUAUCUCUGUAUUGAAUAUCACAUUUCCAAGUCAUACGUUCCUGAUGAAUGGCUUGAUAAUGGGCAUUAAAGGAAUCUUGUCAUUUCUUUCCGCGCCGUUAAUCGGUGCUUUGUCCGAUGUGUGGGGUCGAAAAUUCUUUCUACUCAUCACAGUAGCCUUCACGUGUGCGCCGAUUCCUCUAAUGAGCAUUAACACAUGGUGGUUCUUUGCUAUGAUCUCCAUCAGCGGUGUUUUUGCUUGCACAUUUUCAGUGGUAUUUGCAUAUGUUGCCGAUGUUACAGAGGAACAUCAAAGAUCUCCAGCAUAUGGUAUGGUCUCUGCAACUUUUGCUGCAAGUAUGGUAGUAAGUCCAGCAUUAGGAGAUCAUAUUAUGAAAGUGUACGGGGAAAACCUUGUAGUUGCAUUAGCAACUGCCAUUGCAGUGUUGGAUGUGUUUUUUAUAUUAGUGGCUGUACCUGAAAGUUUGCCUGAAAAAGCUCGUCCACCAGCACCUAUAUCUUGGGAGCAGGCAGAUCCUUUUGCUUACCUUGGAAAGGUUGGCAAAGAUCACACAAUUUUAAUAUUGUGUAUUACUGUGUUCCUGAGCUAUCUUCCUGAAGCGGGACAAUAUAGUUGUAUAUUUGUCUAUUUGACUAAGGUUAUGGGAUUUACUGCUUUGAUGGUAGCAGUUUUUAUUGCUGUGGUUGGAGUCUUGAGUGUCGGAGCACAGAUUGUCUUGGGUGUUUUAAUAAGGAUCCUUGGCUGCAAACAUACUAUAAUGUUAGGCCUCUUAUUUGAGAUGUUACAACUUAUGUGGUUUGGCUUCGGUUCCCAAACUUGGAUGAUGUGGUCUGCUGGGGUACUUGCCGCUGUGUCGAGUAUUACAUAUCCUGCGAUUUCUGCAUUCAUAUCUAUGCAUUCUGAUGCUGAUAAGCAGGGUUUGGUACAAGGCAUGAUAACUGGAAUGCGUGGAUUAUGCAACGGUCUUGGGCCAGCUAUGUUUGGAGUAAUCUUCUAUCUGUUUCGCGUUGAUCUCAACGAUAAUUCUCCCCUUCCUGCAAAACCAUCUCCUUUCGAUGAAAAUAAUAAAACAGGAACUGCCACGCAUCUUGAUAUUAUACCACAACUAGUAACCCAGGAAUGGUGGUUUCAGCUUGUACCAGGACCACCAUUUGUGUUUGGUGCAUUACUUGUGAUAUGUGCAUUACUGGUAGCUGCAUUUAUACCUGAAUCAAAUAUAAUGCCAACAGGAUCGUUACAUCAUCCAUCCACCUCCCGGAGGACCUCCGGUAAAUACGCAUAUCAGAAAUGUUUAUCAUUGGAUGUACACUAUGAGGCAGACAAACUAGGAAGUGGAAAAGGUAAAAUAGGACCGUUGUCACCUCUAGUCGACAAUUGUAACUCUGCUGCUCUAUAGCUAUUGUCAAAAUUCAAACAUAACACAGGAAAGAAGAGGGAUGUGUAUCCUUGCCCAGUGACGAAACUCUAUGUUUAGAGAAGCGGUCGUUACUAUCGAAUGCACCUACUUCGCAAGGACUUUAAGAGAGCUGUCUAUAUUGUAUUAUACUACAUCUUUAAGUCAAUAAUUGAGUUUGAUUUUAGGAUUACCAAUCCAUUUAAUAUUUAGGUUAUGAAACGUUUUUACGAGCAGUGCUUGUUUUAUGACAUGUAGGUUGAGCUGGAAACAGAAUUCAAUCUGUUUAGGUGUUGUGUUAUCCAAAAAAAAAAAAAGAAUAAUCAUAUUAGUUCUUUUCUUAUGAGCGAUUCUAGUACCAACUUGUACUAAGUCAAGCACUGGAUACCUUGAUUCGUUUAUCAGUGACUCCUAGUUUAUGUAGCUUGCCAAUAGCAUGAAACUGUGAAAUGAAUGAAACUUGUAACCAGUAUUUUUACUAGACUUAUAACAAGAAUUACAAAACUUUUUAUGUCAAAUCCUUUUGUUUUAUCAUCACGUCAUUCGUUGCUAAUAGUUUCUUUUGUUUUUAUUUAGGUCUAAAGCACCUGUUAGUUUGGUCGCACAUAUCAUGAAACUCAAAUGUAGGUUAGUCUCCAUGUUUUUGUGAAUCGUGUCUGAAAAGCAAAAUCCUAUUAUUUAUUUGUGAAUAUAUUUUGUUUCAUUUUCAUGCA